GGCCGCCACAGCAUCAUCUCCUCCUCCUCGUUCCCCUGUUUCCCUCCUCUCGUGCUCUCGUGUUCUACUUUUGCUAGUCCUCCCACCCUACUUCGAUGGCGAAGGUGUUGGCUACCGUGCUCUGCGCCGCGCUGGCCUUCGCGGCGGCCGUGGCCGUGGCGAACGCCAGGGACCUCGUGGUCGGCGGCAACAACGGCGGCGGGUGGAAGGUGCCGGCGCAGCCCGACGCGCUCAACAGGUGGGCCGAGGCCACCCGCUUCCACAUCGGCGACAACCUCGUGUUCAAGUUCGACGGCGCGGCGGACGCGGUGCUGGAGGUGACGCGGGACGACUACAACCACUGCGGCACGGGGAGCCCGGUCGCCACCCACAAGCCCACCGGCGGCGCCGCCACGGUGCCGCUGACGAGCUCCGGGUACCACUUCUUCGUCGGCGCCGCGCCGGGGAGCUGCGACAAGGGCGAGCGCGUCAUCGUCCUCGUCAUGUCGGAGAAGCACAGCCGCCGCGGCCAGGGGUUCUUCGCGCCCGUGCCGGCCCCCGCGCAGUCCCCGCUGGCCGCCGGCCUCUUCCAGGCCCCCGCCCCAGCGCCGGCGACUGGGAACGCCGGGAGGACCGCGGCGAGCGGCGCCGUGCUCGUUGCCGCCGCCCUCCUCGGCGCGGCGGUGGCCGGGUUCUGAGAAGAUGGCGUUCGCUUGGGGCUUUAGGAACUUGGGGGGAGGAUUUGGGGAUUCUUUGAUUUUGUCUAGAUUUGGUUGCUGUAUGAGAGCUCAAGAAGAAAGUGCUUCUUCUGUCUGUAGAAGAAGGGGCUUUUAACUAUUUACCACUCUUACGAGUGGUGCUUAACGAUUUGCCACUAAGCCCACGUGUCAUAAACACAUGAGGGCCCACAUGUCAUUGACAAGGUGUGGUAAAUCGUUAAUUGACAUGUCACAAGAGUGGCAAAUAGUUAAAUUUCCCGUAGAAGAAUGGGGGUAAAUUUAUAAAUUAUAAAUGAAUGAUGAAUCUAUCUGAUGAACCUGGUUGCAUCAA
Oryza sativa Japonica Group (Japanese rice) is the source of this 1029-nucleotide messenger RNA. RefSeq names its product early nodulin-like protein 9. Gene Ontology annotation, cellular component: plasma membrane. NCBI's taxonomy places the organism in Eukaryota, Viridiplantae, Streptophyta, Magnoliopsida, Poales, Poaceae. The record is from RefSeq and is a predicted model, not a curated record. Gene Ontology annotation, molecular function: electron transfer activity.